CUACUUCAGUCGACGCCGAAGCUCGAACUGCAAGUCCGACUGACGCCGUCCGACGAUGAAACAGACCCGGCUGAAGGCGCCGAGGACGGUAGAUCCUCGAUGCUGUUCGGACGCGCUUCCAGUCUUUACAUGUCGACCAGCGGCCAGCUUCAGAUUGACGACUCUUCUGACUCGUCUUUCAUGCCGUCGCCCAAAUUGUCGCUGGCCAAAUCGCACGGGUCAAGGCAACUCACAUUAACAGCUUCUUGUGCUCAGGUCGACAGUCGUAUUCAGAUGGAAAUUUGA
Molecule: messenger RNA, 285 nt
Organism: Protopolystoma xenopodis
Lineage: Eukaryota; Metazoa; Platyhelminthes; Monogenea; Polystomatidea; Polystomatidae
Source: the annotation of a GenBank genome assembly